GCAAGCCCCUCCUCCUCCAGCCUAAGCUCCACCCACUCUGCUCCCUCUCAGAUGAUAAACUCCGCCCCCUCCACCAUCAGAGUGGGCUCUCCUUCUCUUCCGGACAAAUAUCGACACAACCGAGAGAUGUUGAUGCUGCUGCCGCCUCACAGAGACCGGCCGAGCAGCGCCAUGUACUCAAACAUCGAGAACGGACAGCCUACGAACCUCCAGAGGGCUUUGUUCCACCAGGUGAUGAUCGGACCGUGCAAACCCUGCAGCGACCCAAACCUCUCUGUGGCCGAGAAAGUCCUCACCACCCCCAGUAGCUGGAGUUUGGACAGCGGCACGAGAGACGUCCUCCCUUUCCUCUCGGCUCACGUUGGCGUCAUGGCGCCUCCCGUUCCCCCCCGCAAUCUGCCACAUGGGCAACACCUGUCGAUGCACUUUGACGCUUUCCACCACCAGGUCAGCGACCUUCCUCCAGCUCUCCCUGCGCGAUCCUUAAGAAAGUCUCCCCUUCACCCUAUACCUGCCUCGCCCACCAGUCCUCAGUCCGUCCUGGAUGGCAGUAGCUCCACUCUGUCGGGCAGCGCCAGCUCUGGGGUCUCCUCCCUCAGCGAGAGUAACUUCGGCCCCCCGCCCUCCUCCUCCUGCGACCCCCCUAUCGGCCCCCUAGAUUCAGCCCCCAUUAGCGCCGUGGACCCCGAGGACCUGGACUACCAACCCAUCCGAUUCAGUGGCUCCGAAUCCGAAGUUGUGGGAGGAAACAUCCAACAAGACCUCCAGAAUAUUCACUAUUAUCAUCACUACAUCCCCCAUCUUCCGCCGCUUUACCACCUCCAUCACGAGCCCCCCGCCCUGCCCCCUAAACCCUACCUCAGAGAGGGGUGCAUCCCUGAAGAAGACACCCAAACACCGAUGCCUCGCCCCAUGCCGAGAAAAAUCUCCCAGCCGAUCAUCGCUGCGACGAAAGAGGAGCAGGCGAAGGUGGCGUGGGAAACUGGGGUCAGCGAGGAGUAACGGGUGGGAUCUAAAUGUAUAAACUUUUAAUUCCAGAAGAAAGAAUAAACUCAGAGUCGCUCUGAUAACCAAACUAAUGGAACAUUUAUAUACUCGACUUUAUCAGCUGAAUCACUUUCACCAGACCCUCAUGUUUCUUCCUGUCUGAGCACAAUCAAUGAAUUCAUCAUCGUAAUGUUGCACCUGUACCGGAAAGGCCACCAUGGAGGGUUUGGAAAUACCUUUUUUCGCCAUAGAAUCCCCCCUCGACGAAUGAUGUUGGUGUCAAAUCAUACAUUUCUGAUCACGUAGAAACCAAAUUCAGACGUCAGGAAUUACUCAGAAGCUUCUUCAUACGACCUCUGAGACCAUACCAUCGAAACCAUCUGCCAAUGGAAAACUGGACCGCUAAUAACGUUGCAUCCUUACUGAAAUUGCACAGACUCAUGGGAUUUCACUUUGACUCAUAGGAUUUUAAUGUACAUACUUUUUCCAGAAGCGGGAAUAAACCAGGACUAACUCUCUCCGUAUUUGAAUACUCAACAUCAUCAGCAGAAACAACGUUUAACAAUUCCUCAUUAACUUUAAGAUCCCCAUUUAUUUAUCCCUGAGGGGAAAUUAAAUGUUUUUACAUAUUGCAUCCUGUCUGAGCACAGUUAGCUUGAUUUAUUUUGUACUAUUUAAUCACUAAAUCCAUCGUAAUAACGUUGCACCUGUACUGUAAUUGCACAGACUGAUGAGAUUUCAUUUUGACUCAUAACAUUAUCAUGGGGGGUCAAACACGCGUGAUUUAAAUUGACAAAACCUUUCCCAGAAGAUAGAUUACGUUAAGAUACGUUAAGAUACGACACGUUACUAUUCAAUACGUUACUAUUCCAUACGUUACAAUUCCAUACAAUCCGUUACUAAUCGAUACGAUACUUUUCGAUACGAUUCGAUACAAUUCGAUACGUUACUAUUCGAUACGUUACUAUUCGAUACGUUACUAUUCGAUACGUUACUAUUCGAUACGUUAAUAUUCAAUACGUUAAUAUUCGAUACGUUACUAUUCGAUACGUUACUAUUCGAUACGUUAAUAUUCGAUACGUUACUAUUCGAUACGUUACUAUUCGAUACGUUACUAUUCGAUACAAUCCGUUACUAAUCGAUACGAUACUUUUCGAUACGAUUCGAGACGUUACUAUUCGAUACGUUACUAUUCGAUACGUUACUAUUCGAUACGUUAAUAUUCGAUACGUUACUAUUCGAUACGUUACCAUUCGAUACGUUAAUAUUUGAUACGUUAGUAUUCGAUAAGUUACUAUUCGAUACGCUACUAUUCGAUACGUUACUAUUCGAUACGUUACUAUUCGAUACUUUACUAUUCGAUAUGUUACUAUUCAAUACGGUAAUAUUCGAUACGUUACUAUUCGAUACGUUACUAUUUGAUACGUUACUAUUCGAUAUGUUACUAUUCGAACGUUACUAUUCGAUACGUUAAUAUUCGAUACGUUAAUAUUCGAUACGUUACUAUUCAAUACGUUACUAUUCGAACGUUACUAUUCGAUACGUUACUAUUCGAUAUGUUACUAUUCAAUACUUUACGAUUCCAUACAUUACUAUCAGAUUCGAUUUGUUACUAUUCGCUACGUUACUAUUCGAUACGUUACUAUUCGAACGUUACUAUUCGAUACGUUACUAUUCGAUAUGUUACUAUUCGAUAUGUUACUAUUCAAUACUUUACGAUUCCAUAAGUUACUAUCAGAUUCGAUUUGUUACUAUUCGAUACGUUACUAUUCGAUACGUUACUAUUCGAACGUUACUAUUCGAUACGUUACUAUUCGAUAUGUUACUAUUCAAUACUUUACGAUUCCAUAAGUUACUAUCAGAUUCGAUUUGUUACUAUUCGAUAAGUUAUUAUUCGAUAUAUUACUAUUUGAUACAAUACGUAACAAUACGAUUCGAAACACUUAAUUUUCCUCGUAAGGAAAUAUGUUUUGGACCCAAAUCAUAAACACUACACGGUACACGACAGAAGACAUAUUCACACAUGACUACAUGAACACAAAUACACAGAAUAACCCGGGAGAUGCUCCGAUAAACAAACUCAGCGGACAUUUGAAUAACUUUAUCAGCAGAAACACCAUUCACCAAACCGUCGUUGCAUCCUGUCUGAGCAGUCUGCUUUAUUUACUAUUUAAUCACUAAAUCCAUCAUAAUAAUGUUCCACCUGUCCAUCUCUUGUGAUUUAAUUUGAAUUCAUAACAUUAUCACGCAGAAGGUUAAAGAUUUCAUAUAAAAAUGAAGAAUCAUCCCGUGCUGUGACCUCGCUCUGAAGACAAGCAGGACUUUAACAAAGCAACAGAGCACCAAAACAAAAAGCAAUUACAAUUUAAACUUAUUUUUACGUGUGCAUUUUAGAUUCUACACAAGCAGAGUGACGACCUCCCUGUAAACAAAUAAUUAAUAAUAAUAAACACAAACAAACGACGGAUUCUCCAACAAACGACCGGCGAAAAAGUAUAUAUAUUUUCCCAGAGGAACAUCAAAGUAUGUAGAUAAAUGUAACACAGUAUAUAUAAGUAUAUAAAUCUAAUUUAUAUUUAAUCGUAACACUUUUGACUGAAGGUGAAGUGUAGAAAUAUGCAAGAUGAACGCCGUCCCGAGCCGAGGACGUGCACAAACACGCAGAAAUAAUUUAAUUUAAACUUGAGGGUUUUAUUUUUGACGAGGCGACGAAGGGAAGAGGAUCAACAACGUUUUUAGAGAAUAAUAACUAUAAUAAAUAUACACUUUUUGCCAUUUUUUAAAAUAAUGACUGUACAUUUUUAAAGUGUUUUGUAUGCAUGUUCAUUUAUUAAGACUUUGAGCACUGGAUGUCUUGAUAGACGUGGAGUAAAACUACUGUGAACGAA
Gymnodraco acuticeps is the source of this 3875-nucleotide messenger RNA. Its product is annotated as dedicator of cytokinesis protein 3-like. NCBI's taxonomy places the organism in Eukaryota, Metazoa, Chordata, Actinopteri, Perciformes, Bathydraconidae. The record is from RefSeq and is a predicted model, not a curated record. Gene Ontology annotation, biological process: small GTPase-mediated signal transduction. Gene Ontology annotation, molecular function: guanyl-nucleotide exchange factor activity; small GTPase binding. Gene Ontology annotation, cellular component: plasma membrane; cytoplasm.